Molecule: messenger RNA, 4704 nt
Organism: Naegleria fowleri
Lineage: Eukaryota; Heterolobosea; Eutetramitea; Acrasida; Naegleriidae
Exons: 2
Coding region: 1-4704 (1567 amino acids)
Cellular component (GO): cytoplasm
Molecular function (GO): DNA binding; hydrolase activity; ATP binding
Source: RefSeq, a predicted model, not a curated record
AUGAUUCCAAAUUACAUUUCUCAGCUGUUUCCAAAGACAUAUCGUCAUGCCAAUCAACAGGGAAGGAUGAUAACAACUGUGUUACAAUUCAAACCUGAUCCGUGGCAAAAGGAAGUCAUUGAACACAUCAACUACAAUAUUGAUGGUAAAGGAGAAAAAAAGAAAUCUCUCCUAGUCACCACACCUACUUCCAGUGGAAAGACAUUCAUCACCAUGUAUUUGAUUGAGAGAGUUCUAAAGAAUAGCAAGACCGACAAAGUCGUGUUUGUUGUGCCUACAAACGCGCUUUGUAACCAAAUUUAUGCUGAAGUGUUGAAUAAGUUUGAAAACGAGGAGGGAGAAGCUGACAUUGUUGGCGUUUUUACAGCAGACCAAAGAGUGAAUACAAGAAAUUGCAGAGUGCUUGUUACAAAUGCCGCCAUGUUAGAGAUUUUACUUCUCCAUUAUUCCAAUUUUGAAUUGAGACAAAAUCUAGCUUGCGUGGUCCUUGAUGAAAUUCAUUUAAUAACUGAUGAAAACAAUGUGCCAAAACCAUCCUAUAAUGGCAGUGCUUCUGUUGUAGAGAGAUUGCAGCCCCUAGAAUAUUAUUUGUAUCAUAGUGUUAGCGAUCAGAAUCCUCAAUGCUAUACUCACACAAGAAUGCAUCCAUUAACAGUUUUAGAUGAAAAAACACUUUCCAAAAAGGCAAGCCUUUCGUUCAUUCCAGACAUGUCCAAAGAUCAAUGCUUGGAAUUGUUGGAAUACUCUCAAUUGGUUACUCAAGAACUGAAUCGACAACACAAUCCUCUUUCAGAAUUUCUUUUUGAAAAUUAUACCUGCUCGCAUGAAAACAUCGCGUUAUUUGACGAGCUUGAGGUGCUGACACUGAAUGGAUAUACUUCAUAUCGGAAAUAUUUGUUGCAAAAAUUGGCAUACCUCCAAGAGCAAGACUUAGAAUUCAUGUCACGUUUACAUAGCAAGUUAUUGAAACCAGUGAUGGAUGCUUUUGAGCGUAUUGACAAUGAUACCGAGUCCUUGUAUGAGUCUAUUCCUCAUCUGUGCAUACAUAUGAAAAAGCACCAAAUGUUGCCAGCAUUAGUUUUCCAUUUCGAUAAGCAUGGUAUUAAGACAAUGAUUUACAAAAUCAUUGACUACUUAAUAAUUACAGGACAAUCUUUAUUGACAUCCGAACAAAAGAGCAAAUUGCAAUCAUAUGUGUCACAUAAGCCUAUUGAGGCUUAUAUUAGAAUUGAAUUUGUUGAUGACAAUCAUUUGACGGGUAUGAUAGAAAUUUUGAAACAGAAUGGAAUUUAUUACAUUCAGCACGCGAAAGAUAAUAGAAGUGAAUCUGUUAGAAAUAUUAUUGAAAUUCCUUUACUCAAAGAAAUUACUACUACCUCAAAUGUACAGCGAGAUGUUAUUGAUUAUCAAGUAGUAUCAAAUUAUCUGAAAGGAUUAAUCACGACAGCUGCUCACACAGAGCAAUCUCAAAAUAAUUGUUCAUAUCGAGAAGAUGUAAAGCGAUUUUAUGAAAAUGAGAUAUUUUCCUGUAAGACUGUUCUACCAAAAGAUGAUGAAGAGUUAUUGGUUUUAGCUUUCAGGUUUGGAUGUGGUAUGCAUCAUAGUUCAGUUGAUCCUCUCAUGUUGCAAGAGGUUGAGAAAUUGUUUCGCAUGAAAUUACUACCUGUCGCAAUAGCAACUGGUACUCUUAGUUAUGGUAAUUCAAUGCCUUGCAAAACAUCAGUAAUCGCUGAUAAUUCCAUGUUUAUGUUAAAAAUAUAUUUCCAACAACUGUCUGGAAGAGCUGGCAGAAGAGGUUUUGAUCCUAAAGGCAACGUCGUUAUCAUGAAUAUGUUACUGGAGAGGGUGAGAAGAUAUUUAACAACAAACUUGCCUAACUUGAAUGGUAGUUUUGGCAACACCAACACGUUUAUAUUGCGUUUAAUUACGUUCUGUAUGUUGAGUGAAUUAAGACUCGAAGAUUCAGAACAAUCUGAACAUGCAUUAGAAGAUGCUGUUAGUGCUUUAACUCAACCUCUUUCUUUAUUCACUCAAGCAACGAAUGUGGAAUCAAAUACUCAGCAUUACCAUUAUACUCGGUUUGCGUUUGAAUUCUUACGACAUUAUGGAUAUAUUUCAAAAAAUGGAUUACCUAUUGGACUGACUGGGCUUGUCUCAAAACUUUUCUACUCUGAGCCUGACAACUUUUUAUUUGUGUAUUUGUUGAGAAAGGGAGUAUUUGACCAUAUUGUGGGAAGCAUUUCAGAAGAUGAUGAAGAGGAUGACCAAAUUAUUCAAGAGAAGGCAAGACAGAUAUUGGAAGUGUUGGCUUAUUUAUUUAACCGUUGCUACAUUCGAAAUAAGAGAGUAUUAACUCCUUUUACUGAAUUUCAAAUUGAAACAAUGGACAAACAACCUCUGAAAAUUUCAGAUUUAUAUAACGAGUUCCAUAAGGACACGUUCAAUCUCUAUUUGGUAUAUUUGAAGAGCUUUAGUCGAUCCAAUAAGAUUACUGAUCUGAUAUUGCCAUAUAGUGGAAUAGAUUUCAGUUCUUCUCAUGGUAUGCAUGGACAUGGGUAUUUCGAACUUAUUUCAAAAUUCAAAUCAACUAGCAGUCAAACGAGUUUCCAAAUUGAUUGCGUAUCUUCAUUUAGCGCCCUAUCAGGAAAUCAUGACGAUCAUUUUACAAAUUUAGAAGAUAUCAAACAACAUAUCAAACAUACCAUUACUGUCAAUGGCACAUUAAUUCCAAUUCCUAAUAUUGUAGACCCAAAUUCGAUAUCCUCUUAUAUUUUAGACUAUUUUGAUCAUGGAGAAUCAUCAAUCUUAGCAAAUGAGAAUGGGUUCAAAUAUAAAAAAGAUGCUGAAGACAACGUUGCAAAUUUUUUAAAGGUUGUCAAAAAGAUAUUAAGUACAUUUAACCAAAAAGUUGACUUCAACAAUCCCGACAUAUUUGUGGAUGGAAAGAUAUACAUCACAGACAAUAAUAACCGAUAUUUGGCACAAGUUAUUGAUAUCAAAAAGGAUACCUAUCGUGUCUGUAUGCUAGAAGGGCCUGAAGCUUAUAGAGAUAGAGAAAUUCAGAAAGAUUAUUGUGAAGCAAUUCCUUUAACCGAAGCCGAGAAGCUUGUGAGAAAAAGAAAUGUCAAAAUGCAACGCGUACUGGAAUUCAUUAAGAAAAGAUUGGGAAAACUAGACAGUGAAGACGAAAAUACUCAAAAAGCACUUAUUUGGGAGAUUGAGGAAAAGUAUAACAAACUUAAGAAUCAAUUAUUUGAUCUGUCUUCGCAGGAUUCAUCACACGAUUUAAAGAUAUCCCUUAAACCCGGCAAGAAACGAGAAGCACUUGACCGUAUUGAACGCACGAAAAUGUUUAUUGAAGAAAGACUAGACAAAACUCUUUCAAAUAAUCCUGAAUGUGAAACGUGCAGCAUACACUUUUUAGAGGCCAUUCGACUCUUAAACAUCCUACACACAAAAAUCAGUAGAUUAUCAUUUGAUUUUGAAGAAGAUCAAACUGAGCAAUUAAUGGAAGCUAUUUCCUCCAUUAAUCUUGAAUUAUCUAACACCAAUAUACGCCUCUACUUGGAUCUAUUAUUCAAUAACAAGGAAAAAUGCUUGGAGCAAAUUCAAUCAUUCAAAACAACAUUUAUGAACAAUUCUGACAACAAUGAAAGCCAAAUUAAUUCUAUUAGUCACAAUUUGGAUAAGAUUGAGGAAAUAAUAUCCAACUUACCAUUUACCGAACAUUUGUCUCAAUACUGCGUACAAGAAAAUCCAUUAUGGUCUCUAAUAAUACUGACCUUAAUAAGGAAAAAGUUGGCUGAAUAUUCAAUCAGCAGUGUAUCUUUCACACUGUCUGACUUAACAGCACUUAGUGACAAAAAGACUGAAAAAUCAUCUGUGACAAAAAUCAUUGAUUCUUUGGAUCUAAAAGAACAUGAAAUUUAUUUGAAAUCUUUGCAUGGAUUGUCUCAAGAAAAUGAAUUAACAUUGAAGAAUAUCGAGAUUUGCAAAUCCCUCCUCAAAUCCUAUCACGGAUGUUUAUUCACAUACAAUUAUUAUUUCAUUAAGAAUCUCGCAAAAUUUCAGCGCUAUUUACAUCAAAACUACGGAUUAGCAAUUGAUAACGGACGGAUUGACAAUUUUCAAGAUUGCUUUUGCGACAUUUAUAAGAUUAUCGGAGAAAACUAUGACAAUCUUUCUGUAUAUUUAAACCCCAUUAUCUCUUCUCAGACCUCACCCAACAACCGAAGAGCAUUACUGAUGCAAGUAUAUAGCGAGUUUUACAACACACAAAUUUUGGUUAAAUAUUUCGAAAAACGAAAGGACGACUAUUUAUUGGUGCACGAAGAAGAGUUGUCUCCUUCAAAACAAAUCACACAACACAAAGUGAUGAUCGCAAAACAUGUUGAAAUUGUUCAUGUCAGCAUUCCCAAUAAUAGUGACAAGCUCGAGCAAAGAAUUAUGGAGGAUAUUCCAAACGAUCGAGAAUUUGGAUUUUUUCUCAAAACCAAAAAAGAUCCAAGACAGCUUGAAAGGAAAUUGAACUCCAACAACAUUCCCUAUUCCAAACGGGGAUCAAAGACAAGUCGGAGAUACAUCUUCACAAGCAAAAAAGUUCUCAAAGAAGUUGUUGAACGAUUUUCACAUCUCGUCUACAGGCUGUGUUAUGAGAAAGAUCAUUAUUACAGGCUCAAAGAACCAGUCGCCCAUCAGAUUUGA